ACUGGAGCAGGUGAGAGAGAUAGAAAAAGGAGAGAGGGAGGGAUACUUUUGUGCAGUUCGACGCAUACAGACGCACACAUACAACGUGGGAGCACGACGCACACGGAGCCUCAGCAAAGCCGCCGUUGUUCACACGCUGUGUCCUUUUGCUCCCCCUGGCACCGCGCGUGCUCUCCAAGUCGCACCGUUUGGAGAUCAGUGCGCAAAGGUUUCUUCUUCUCAUUUUGGAGCAUACCGUCUGGAGCUGAUUCCCUUUUGCCCCCAACUUUUUUUUCUUAUUUUUUCCUCUUUUUUUUUUUUUUUUUUUUUUUUGUUAGUUGGAUGACUACCUUUUUGUGUGUGAAGACUUUAAACUCGGGCUAAGGAAUUGUCAAAGUUUAUUCUCGCACAGAAUGGAAGGUAAAUUGACAAGUCGUUUGUGGCGAGGAUCACCGAGUGGAUCUUUCCGCAGGUAAAAGGCGCUAUGACCUGAGCGUGUGAGUGGCUGGAUUUCAUAUUCAUGGCGGGAUUUUACACGUUUUUCUUAUGAUAUAGAUCAGCUUUAAUCAGGAACUUCUUUUUUCACCUGGUAGGGAGUUAAGUAGGCCGCUUUCAAUUAAAAGUGAAUCGUCAAAGUAGGUAGGCUACAUCCGACGUUUUCGCCAGUGGCUCUUUGGGUUGCCGCAGAUGGUUUUAUUUGAUUGCUACCACAACAGUCACGCACUGAAAAGUUAAAGGGGAUGACGCUUUCCGCACACCGUCUUUUAAACUUUUCAUUUAUCCCGCUGACUCCCAUCAGACCUCUAAGCAGCUAAGCGCACGGAGCGCUUUCAGAGACUUCGGGGCGACUGUGCUCACCAAAACUCUAAACCUGAAUAAAUCUCAGCUUCACACAUUGUUCACUCCUAUCAAGCACUUUCCGAGAGAUCCGGAUAAAAAGAAGAGAUUUGCCUUCAGUGCAGCAGAAAAGGAAAUCUGAAAUCCACCUGGCCUGCAGUGGGAUUAUUAGGUUGAUAUCGUCUGCAGACAGUGGAUUACAACUUCUAACGGGCUGAGUUCCCUGAUCUGUGGCAGUAUGAACCUGGGAUUAGGUUCUGUGUGUCGGCCAGUUUGCUGGCCCUUUGGCAGCUUGUUGGACUCGAGACACUGCGUAUUUGCCCUCACGCUCCUCACACUCCUCAUGCAGGUGGUGGUGGAGGCCAACUCCUGGUGGUCUCUUGCCAUGAAUCCCUUACUGAUCCCAGAGGCCUAUAUCAUUGGCGCCCAGCCUCUGUGCAGCCAGCUGGUGGGCCUAUCACAGGGCCAGAAGAAGCUGUGCCAGCUAUACCAGGACCACAUGCAGUACAUUGGUGAAGGUGCCAAGACGGGCAUCAGAGAAUGCCAGUACCAGUUCAGACAUCGGCGCUGGAACUGUAGCACGGUGGACAACUCCUCUGUUUUUGGACGGGUCAUGCAAAUAGGCAGCAGAGAAACGGCAUUCACUUACGCCAUCAGCGCAGCAGGGGUUGUGAAUGCGGUGAGUCGUGCCUGCAGAGAGGGGGAGCUCUCCAGCUGUGGAUGCAGUCGUGCCGCUCGUCCCAAAGAUCUUCCCCGAGACUGGCUAUGGGGCGGCUGUGGAGACAACCUCAACUAUGGCUACAGAUUUUCUAAGGAGUUUGUGGACGCUCGUGAGAGGGAGAAGAGUUAUCCCAAAGGCACAUACGAGAGUGCACGCCUGUUGAUGAAUCUUCAUAAUAACGAGGCAGGAAGGAGGACGGUGUCAGAUCUUGCCCAUGUGUCCUGCAAAUGCCACGGCGUGUCAGGCUCAUGCAGCCUAAAGACCUGCUGGCUGCAGCUGGCUGACUUCCGCAAGGUGGGCGACGCUCUAAAAGAGAAGUAUGACAGUGCUGCAGCCAUGAAACUCAACUCCCGUGGAAAACUGGUGCAGAUGCACAGCAAGUUCAAUGCUCCCACGAGCCAUGACCUGGUGUACAUCGAGUCCAGUCCAGACUACUGCUUGAAGAACCAAAGCACUGGCUCCCUGGGCACAGUGGGGCGCCUUUGCAACAAGACAUCAGAGGGCAUGGAUGGCUGUGAGCUGAUGUGCUGUGGCAGAGGUUACGACCAGUACAAGGCCCAGAUAGUGGAGCGCUGCCACUGCAAGUUCCACUGGUGCUGCUAUGUCAAGUGCAAACGCUGCACCAAAAUCGUAGACCAAUUUGUCUGCAAGUAAGAAGAGCUGUCGUGCAGAUGAUGGGUGUGCAUCUGUGUGUAUUCAUGAGCAGUGAAGCAAAGGAGUGGAACAAAGAGAGAAUGGAAGAAAGAAACUAUAUAAAUUAUAUUUAUAGAGUUAAACAAUUAUUUCAUUGCAACAAGACACUCUUUUAUUUUCCUUUUUUUUUUUUUUUUUUUUAGAAAAAAAAACUUAUGUCUUGAGAAACUGAGAGUAUUGUGAAAUAUUUAUUUCAAGAUUAUGUUUUAUUCUAGCCCAGUCAUCACCAGCCAGUUUUUAAUAUUUUUUUAACCUUUCAAGUGCCUGAGACUGGCUGGAAACUUAUCCUAAAUUUGAUCUCAUCCCUUUUAUUCUUAUCAAAUGGGUCAUGCUGAUGCAAAAUUGGACUGUUCCGCCCAUUUUCUUGCAAGAGUUAAGUUUGAUAUUUGUAGCAUUGCUGCCUCACAGUUCUGUUGUUUAAGAAGGACUGACUUGAGAAGAGAAAACGUGUGUUGUGGAUGUUAUCUUCAAGCGGCCAGUCCAAGCCAGAAUUCACAUUGAGUACCCGCCCCCUCUCAACGCAUAUGCAGUAAAGGACAUUGUUGGCUUGUGCAAGUCAUGCAGUAUAAUGGCCACUAAACUAGGAAUAUUAACUUUGGGGGAUUGGGCCAUUUUUAAGCUGUCCCACAGGUUGUAACAUUCCCCAGGUGCUGCAACAAGCCCUUAACCAUUAUGCACUUUGAUACAGAGGCUUUAACCUGUCUGUAUGUGUCUGUUCAGCUGUUAUCAAUGUAUCCAUAUUAUAUCCUACAUUUUUUUCCAUAUUAAUGCAGAUUAUCCAUUUAACAUUAUUUCACAGUACUUAUCAUGAUUUGAAUAUAUCUGGGCAAUGUUGUGGUUAAAGUGGUGAAAAUGUCAGUGCUCUGUGUGUAUAUAGUAUGUCUAUCCAACCAAUCAAUAAACUGUAUUUAUUUUCUUUUAACCAGGAGGAAAAAAAAAAAAGGAUGAAAGCAAUCUCUUCACAAUCGAUAAAUAUUUAGUCCAACAUCCCCAAGUUUUA
Messenger RNA from Melanotaenia boesemani (Boeseman's rainbowfish), 3230 nucleotides. RefSeq names its product wingless-type MMTV integration site family, member 5a (gene wnt5a). Bases 1055 to 2191 code for a protein of 378 amino acids. NCBI's taxonomy places the organism in Eukaryota, Metazoa, Chordata, Actinopteri, Atheriniformes, Melanotaeniidae. Gene Ontology annotation, cellular component: extracellular region. The record is from RefSeq and is a predicted model, not a curated record. Gene Ontology annotation, biological process: neuron differentiation; cell fate commitment; multicellular organism development. Gene Ontology annotation, molecular function: frizzled binding; cytokine activity. The transcript has 5 exons.